CUAUCGCGCCUUUCCCCGCCCGUCCCGCCCCCAAAACGCCCCGCCGCCCCGGAGCUCUGUGCGUGUGCUUGCUGUGCUGGAAAAACGACCACUGCCCCCUUUUUCCCGAAAAAAAACACCCGCCAUGUCGGCCAUAGAGGACGGGUCCUACGAUGAAUCCGUGCCCCUUCUUUCCCACCGCCGCCAGUCCAUCUUGGACAUGCCGCUCGGCCUGUUCCGGGGCCCCAACACGCUCCACAACUUUGCGUCGUCCUUCACGCGCGCGCAGCUGUUUGCCGCCCACAAGUUGGACACGGAUCUCCACAAAAAGCGCUCCUUCUUUGCCGCGGACUCCGCGGCCUCGCCGCAGGACGAGCUCUUCGACCCGGACCUCAUGGUGGCGCUGCCGGCCGGCGAGCGCUUGAGCGUGCUCCGCGCGGGUGCGCCGCCCGGCUUUGCGCACAACGAGGUGUUCUACCAGGACGAGAUCGCGUCCAUUCUCCACGACCGCUCGCGGCGCGGCUCCGCGGCCACCGGCGGCAUCCCCAUCCCCACGCGGCGCGUGUACCCGGCGGCGCUGUUUCUGCUGGUGCGGCUGGCCGUGUCCGUGGCGCUGGUGGCGCUGCACUUGGCCUUGACGCGCGUGGAGGACCGCGACGGCAACCUCGUGACGGUGAUCGCGGGCCAGAGCACGGCGCCGCAGACGGUGUUGAACUCCGUGAACGUGCUCAUUGGCGUUGGGCUCUUGGCGCUCCCCGUGGGCUUGUUGAAGGGCGGCUGGGUGCUCGGCGCGCCGCUCUUGGUGGCCUGCUGCCUCGCCACCUGCUGGAGCGCCACGCUCUUGUCGCGCGCCUUGGACACGGACCGCACCAUGAUGACGUACGCGGACUUGGGCCACGCGUCCUACGGCCGCACCGCCAAGGCGCUCAUCCUGGUGAUCUUCUCCGUGGACUUGGUGGGGCUGGGCGUGUCCUUGGUGCUUCUCUUCAGCGACUCGCUCUUUGCCUUGGCGGGCGACGAGACGCGCUGGACCAAGACGCGCUUCAAGCUCGUGGCCUUCGCCGUGUUGACGCCGUUCACCUUCUUGCCCUUGCCCGUGCUCCUGGUCUUCUCCUUGUUCGGUAUCUUGGCCACCGUGUCCAUCACCGUGCUCGUCUUUUGCUGCGGCCUCUUGAAGCUGGCCUCGCCGGGCUCCUUGAUCGAGGCCAUGCCCACCAACCUCUGGCCGCAGUCCACGCCCGAGCUCUUUGUGGCCCUCGGCAUCUUGAUGGCCCCGUUCGGGGGCCACGCCAUCUUCCCCAACUUGAAGUCCGACAUGCGCCACCCGGAGAAGUUCACCCGCACGCUCUUUACCACCUACACCAUCACCUUGCUCACCGACUGCUCCAUGGCCGUCAUCGGCUUCCUCAUGUUCGGCGCCUUGUGCAACAACGAGGUCACCAGCAUCUUGCUCGAAACCGCGGGCUACCCGCCGUGGAUCUACCCGUUGAUCAGCGGCCUCAUCUGCAUCGUGCCGUUGGCCAAAACCCCGCUCAACGCAAAACCCAUCAUCUCCACUUUGGACGGCAUCUUUGCGCUCGACUUCGCCGUUGAGGGCGAGCCCGCCCUGACCCAGGUUUUCAAAGAUGUGUGCCGCUUCUUGGUGAGGGUUGGCGUCAACGCCUUGUUCGUCAGCUUUGCCAUUAUCUUCCCGGAAUUCGAUAAGAUCAUUGGGAUAUUGGGCUCGUCCAUCUGCUUCAUCAUCUGCAUCAUAUUGCCCUGUUUGUUCUACUUGAAGCUUUGCAAGGACCAAGUCCAAGCCUUCGAAAAGUUCUACAUCAGCGCCGUCAUUCUCGUGUCCUCUGUGUUGGCCAUUCUGUGCACCUACGCCACCAUUGCUUACUAGCUACGAAAGGACCCUCGCAUAACGCUUUUAAUAGAAACAUUCAUAUUAGAAAUAAAUAAUUUAUUGUAUCCGGUCGUGCCUCUCGC
Messenger RNA from Metschnikowia bicuspidata var. bicuspidata NRRL YB-4993, 1950 nucleotides. RefSeq lists its product as uncharacterized. The transcript has a single exon. The record is from RefSeq and is a predicted model, not a curated record. Bases 125 to 1864 code for a protein of 579 amino acids. Gene Ontology annotation, molecular function: amino acid transmembrane transporter activity. Gene Ontology annotation, cellular component: vacuolar membrane. Lineage: Eukaryota; Fungi; Ascomycota; Pichiomycetes; Serinales; Metschnikowiaceae. Gene Ontology annotation, biological process: amino acid transmembrane transport.